CUUCCGUAUCGAGAGGUUGGAAGGAAACUUGCCAUCAGCUAAGCCCCCUAAUUCUGGUUAUAUACUUUCUAUCAAUCACUCACUAGUUUUAUAAUUAGUCAAUCUAGGAUUGCAAUUUCAAUUUUCAUGUGCUUUUUAAGCUGUUGUAGUUCAGUUCGGAGCGACCUCUAGUGGGUUUCGAGACCUAGAAUUUCUUGAAUCGAACUCUUUUAAGUUUUACUAGUUGAAAACAUUACCUUUUUUUUUUUUCAUGAAUUGCUGAGGAUUUGGCUAAAUUGAUCGAGCAUAAGCUGUACUUCUUAUUUUGUUGGACUUGAAACAAUGGUUAAGUUCUGAAAAUUUAAUGCCGGAGCUUGUAAUAAAAGUAUUUUCAGCAAAUUAGUUAAAAUUUAUAAUUAACGUGAUAAAGCAGACAUUUUCUUUGCUGCAACAUCAGUUAGAGAAGUUAGAAAUCUCAUUACACCAAAUGGGCCCAAAUAUGUCAAUUAGCUUAGUUCUGUACUUGUUUUUGAGCCCUGAGUCAGAGUGUUGCUGACUCAAUUUUUUAAAUAUUUUUGGUUUCUUUGGUUAUCUUUUGUUUUGGUUUAUACUCUCUUAUAAGGGACAAUUUAAUGCCUUAGUUAUGUGUAUUUAAAUUAUAGUCAUUUAAUAACUUACAAAUGCAUUUACAUCAAUCCUCCAGCUGAAGUUGAUGCCAAUGCAGAGGAGAGAAGACCAGAGCUGUAUGUUGAGUGUGCAUUGUACAUUGAUGGUGCUCCAUUUGGGCUUCCCAUGAGAACAAGGCUAGAAUCCACAGGUCCGUCAUAUUGCUGGAAUGAACUCAUUACGUUGAGUACUAAGUAUAGAGAUUUAACUGCUAAUUCACAGCUUGCAUUAACAGUUUGGGAUGUUUCUUGUGAUAAAAAUGAGGGUUUGAUUGGUGGGGCCACCAUUCAUCUCUUCAACAUGAAGAAACAGCUUAAAACAGGGAAGCAUAAGCUCAGGCUUUGGCCAGGAAAAGAGGCAGAUGGAUCUAUUUGUACAACUACUCCUGGAAAGGUUCCCAAGGAGGAGCGGGGGGAGUUGGAGCGUUUGGAAAAGCUUGUGAACAAGUAUGAAAGGGGACAGAUUCAACGAGUUGAUUGGCUGGACCGCCUCGCAUUUAAAGCCAUGGACAAAAUUAAGGAACGUGAAAGCAACAGAAAUGCAAGUUCUCAUUUAUGCCUUAUUGUUGAUUUUAGCAGUUUCGAACAUCGAGUUGUUUUUCAGGAGUCUGGAGCAAAUUUCUUAAUUCCGUCUCCUAUAGCUUCAACAAAUGAACUGGUUACUGUGUGGGACCCAGAAGUGGGAAAAGUCAAUCCCUCUGAGCACAAACAACUAAAGCUUGCAAGGAGUUUAACUCGUGGCAUCAUUGACAAGGACCUUAAACCAAGCAUUUCUGAAAGAAAGUCAAUACAAAGAAUUUUAAAAUAUCCCCCAACAAGGACUUUGAGUGGAGAUGAGAGGCAACUAUUGUGGAAAUUUCGUUUUUCAUCAAUGUCCGAGAAGAGGGCUCUCACAAAGUUUCUACGGUGCGUUGAAUGGAGUGAUGUUCAGGAAGCAAAGCAGGCAGUAGAACUAAUGGGUAGAUGGGAAAUGAUUGAUGUGUCUGAUGCAUUGGAGCUUCUAUCUCCUGUUUUUGAAAGUGAAGAGGUACGUGCAUAUGCCGUCAGUGUUCUUGAUAGAGCUGAUGAUGAAGAGCUACAAUGUUACCUACUCCAGCUCGUUCAAGCUCUUCGGUUUGAGCGUUCUGAUAAAUCUCGCCUUUCUCAUUUCCUUGUGCAACGUUCAUUGCACAACAUCGAUUUGGCUAGCUUUCUCCGGUGGUAUGUCGCUGUGGAACUUCAUGAUCCUGCAUACGCAAAGCGUUUUUACUGUACCUACGAAAUUCUGGAAGAAAAUAUGAUGAAGUUGGGAGUUGGUGCAAAUGGAGAUGAAGAUGGAUUUAAGCUGUGGCAGAGUUUGGUGCGUCAGACAGAACUGACAGCUCAGUUGUGUUCUAUAAUGAGAGAUGUACGAAAUGUACGGGGUGGAACUCAGAAGAAGAUUGAAAAGCUUAGGCAUCUUCUUUCUGGCCUUCUUAGUGAGCUCACCUACUUUGAAGAGCCAAUACGGUCACCUCUUGCGCCAGGUGUCCUCAUCUCAGGGAUCAUUCCAUCGGAGUCAUCAAUAUUUAAAAGUGCACUGCAUCCUUUGCGCCUGGCUUUUCGAACAGCUAGUGGCGGAACUUGCAAGAUUAUAUUUAAGAAGGGAGAUGAUCUUCGCCAAGACCAGUUGGUCAUUCAAAUGGUAUCUCUUAUGGAUCGGUUGCUUAAAUUGGAGAAUCUUGAUCUGCUUUUAACUCCAUAUAGAGUGUUAGCAACUGGACAUGAUGAAGGCAUGGUUGAAUUCAUACAAUCUAAACCUUUAGCACAGGUACUUUCCUCGCCAACAUCCAUCUAGAAACGAUGCUUUGCAACUUAAAUAUCACAGGAAAAACUAGUGCUGACUUUAUUCGACUGCCAGAUAAUUAACUCUAACUCUAAGUGAUACAUAAGUAGUCCUUUUGCAUAUUGGUUAUUGGCAAUCAAACCGUUUAAACAGCAUUGUGCCUGUUUUUUUCUCCCUUAUUAUUAGGAUAUGUUAGAAAGAUAGUUGCAGUAG
Messenger RNA from Ilex paraguariensis (yerba mate), 2661 nucleotides. The record is from the annotation of a GenBank genome assembly. Lineage: Eukaryota; Viridiplantae; Streptophyta; Magnoliopsida; Aquifoliales; Aquifoliaceae.